AUGAAGAUCGCCUGGCUGCUUUGCUUCGCGGGGUUGCUCGGUGCCUCUGUCGCAUCCACUGGCCUUAGCAAGAGAACGACAGUGAGCGACAUCUUGACUGAUAUCGAAGACGCCACGACAUGUGCUGCCUGUGAGGCCUUGCUCGUUGUCCUCCAAGCGCUUGCGCACUUGGGCAAUGAUGACUUUGUAGAUGUUAUUACUGAAGUGUGCAUCCUAGCCGAGGUCGAUGACGACGAUGUGUGCGAGGGCGCUAUUUCGCGCGAAGGACCUAUUCUGGCUCACGAUCUACGCAACAUGGAUGUCCCCUCCAAGACUGCAGUUCUCUUCUGUACUACCAUCUUCGGUUUGUGUGAUUAUCCCGCCGUGGCUGAGUACACCGUCGAUUUCCCCUCAGCCAAGCCCGCAAACGCGUCUCGGCCUGCUUCAAGUGGAGAGACCCCGCUGCAAAUCGUCCACAUUAGUGAUAUCCACGUCGAUCUGUCUUACGAGACUGGCGCCAGCUACAACUGCACCAAGAACAUUUGCUGUCGUCCCUAUACCGCCUCCGAUGAGCCUGGAGUGACGGACUAUCCUGCCGGAGAAUAUGGGAACCACAAUUGUGAUGCCCCUCUCACCCUGGAGGAGAGCAUGUACGCAGCCAUUAAGGAGCUCGUCCCAGACUCCUCGUUCACCAUCUUCACAGGUGACGUAGUAGAAGGCGCCGUGUGGCUGGUCAACGAGACAGAGGUGACCAAUGACCUCAACGACGCCUACAAGACCCGGAUGCCCAACUACCUCAACCUCGUCUACGGCGUCACGGGCAACCACGACACCGCUCCCGUGAACUCCUUCCCCACAUCGGACAUCGACACGACCAUCUCCAGCCAGUGGGCCUACGACACCCUGUCAGCGGACUGGAGCCAGUGGAUCGGCUCCUCCGCCGCCAGCACCGCGGACGACUACGGCUCGUACUCGGUCAAGUACCCGGACGGCAACCUGCGCAUCAUCUCCUUCAACACCAACUUCUACUACAAGGAGAACUUCUGGCUGUACGAGCAGACCAUGCUGACGGACCCCAACGGCCAACUCGCCUGGCUGGUCAGCGAGCUGGCCGCCGCGGAGACCGCUGGUGAGCGCGUCUGGCUGAUGGGCCACAUGCCCAUGGGCUCCAGCGACGCCUUCCACGACGGCUCCAACUAUUUCGACCAGAUCAUCCAGCGCUACGACGCCACCAUCGCCGCCGUCUUCUACGGCCACACCCACAAGGACGAGUUCGAGAUCGCUUACUCGGAUUACGCCAACCCCUCCGCCGCCUCCGCCACCAUGAUGUCCUACAUCGCGCCCGCCCUCACCCCGACUUCCGGCAACCCCACUUUCCGCGUCUACUCCGUCGACCCCGUCACCUUCGGCAUCCUCGACUUCACCGUCUACAUCGCCAACAUGUCCUCCCCAACCUACCAGUCCAACCCCGUCUGGGAGAAAUACUACUCCGUCAAGGACGCCUACGGCGCCCUCCUCGACCCUCCCGUCACCGACGCCGCUGCCGAACUCACCCCGGCCUUCUGGCACAACGUCACCGCCCUGUUUGAAUCCGACGAUACCGUCUUCCAGGACUACUACGCCCGCAAGUCCCGCGGCUGGGACGUUUCGACCUGUACCGGCGACUGCAAGACCGACGAGAUCUGCCAGCUGCGCGCCGCGGAGGCCCAGUAUAAUUGUGUGGAGAUCACCCCCGGCAUUAGCUUCAAGCGCAAGCGCGACUCCUCUUCGACCUCGACCUCGUCUGCCUCGCAGGAACACCCUUGUGGUGAGUCGGUCGUCGGAAAUAUCUUUGCAAACUUUGACGGCGCAGUCGAGGCGUUGAUUCAGGCUGCUCAGGCGAAGCUGGGGUCGAGCUUCAUGAACUCCACAGUCAAUGCCACGGUCGUGUAG
Molecule: messenger RNA, 1911 nt
Organism: Aspergillus saccharolyticus JOP 1030-1
Lineage: Eukaryota; Fungi; Ascomycota; Eurotiomycetes; Eurotiales; Aspergillaceae
Product: acid sphingomyelinase
Exons: 4
Coding region: 1-1911 (636 amino acids)
Biological process (GO): sphingomyelin catabolic process
Molecular function (GO): sphingomyelin phosphodiesterase activity
Source: RefSeq, a predicted model, not a curated record